Colletotrichum acutatum is the source of this 1745-nucleotide messenger RNA. RefSeq lists its product as uncharacterized. Lineage: Eukaryota; Fungi; Ascomycota; Sordariomycetes; Glomerellales; Glomerellaceae. Bases 390 to 1523 code for a protein of 377 amino acids. The record is from RefSeq and is a predicted model, not a curated record. The transcript has 4 exons.
GAUCGCGAAACCAAAGCCUGCCAGGCUGUUAGCCCGUUAUUAUUGCCACAGCACUGGAGAAGGGGAAAUUUCUUAACCUACGGGCCGGAAAAGAAGUGGGUAGCCGAGCUCGACGAGGGUCAAUCUGCUACUGACUGUGGACGCCCAUCGUCGAUUCUUAAAAGUAUGCCCGUUUCCCCCUUCCCGACGGACUCGUAGGGCUUUCUUUGAGUUUGAACUAGACGACAUCUUGCUCCCCUCUCAUCCACGUCUCCUUCCCCACAUACCAAAUCUGGUAUAUCAAGGAGCCUUUCUUGAGAGGACCGAACCGGAUCUUGAAUACCUCGGAUACGGCACACAGUACGAACGAACCGCACCCUACGCCUUUACUUCUUUGACCAUAAUCCAAUAUGGCGGCAACCAAGACCGACUACCAAAUCGCCUCGCUGGCCGCGGGCUUCACAAUCGGCUUUGGUUUCUUGACAGUAUGGGAGGCCAUGAAGCAGACGAGACGGAAUCGUAACCCCCUCCGAAGCACAUACAUCUACAUGAUGUGGGGUGAAAUCAUCGCCAACCUCGUUAUUGCCGUCAUCGGAUGGUUAUUCUUAGAUGGCAUAUUAGGGCCAACAGUACCGGUCUUAUUCUUCAUCCUAUUCCUAUGGGUGUGGGAGAUCCAGUUGCUGAUGCAAAUCAUCAUCAACCGUAUUGCCGUCAUUGCGGAGAGUCAAAAGACCAUUCGCAUGCUGAAAUGGGGAACGGCUGUGGUUAUCACCUUGAUCAACAUCGCCGUCUUCUGCAUCUGGAUUCCCUCCCACCUUGACCCUCCUAUUAGCCAAACUUAUGUCAAUAUCAAUCACUACUGGGACCGUCUCUCCAAAAUCCUCAUACUCAUCGUUGACGCUGGCCUCAACUGGUAUUUCCUCCACGUCGUCAAGGCUCGCCUGCUGACCCAGCAUGGCUUGGUCAAGUACAAGCCUCUGGUUGGCUUCAACGCAAAGCUGAUGGUUCUGUCAAUUGCCAUGGACGCUAUGCUCAUUGGACUCAUGUCACUUCCCAACCAAGUUGUCUACAUCCAAUUCCACCCCGUGGCCUACAUGGUCAAGCUCAACAUCGAAAUGUCCAUGGCCUCAUUGAUCACACGCCUCGCAAAGGACCAAGAUAGCGGUUUCAGGUUCAACUCUCUCUCAUACUCCCAGGGACAUUCUCGAGGUCACCGCACGAAUCCAACUGGUCUCGACAACGGUCACAACGGCCACCAUGAAACCGGAGGUCUCAAGAGUUUCCACCGCGCCAGCGUCGGAGCCGUUCCUGAGGAUCGGGACCUCGAAGCCAUUCGGGAAGCUAGAACUGGCAUCCACCGAAGAGUCGAUGUUGAAGUCCGCGUUGAGUCGCACUCGCCAAAGUCGAACCCUGCCUCAUCUUUCAGCGGGCGUCACGAUGAUGCGGCGAGCGGAAGCUCUUUCUACAGGGUUGAUGAUGAGGACUCGCUGACCAGUAACCCCGGACAUCCUCGGUCAUCAGAGAAGAAGGAGAUGAGGGGUUAGAUGAUGCGGCUAUGUAAUUGAUGGUAAUGGUUGGGAUGGAUGCUUGCAGACUCUGUUCUGGCAUGCGAUGAUCAAGGCUCUUUUUCGUUACGAAUACCCCUGUGCUAUACUCACAACGCCUUUUUUCUUUUGUAUACUAGUCCUAGAUGAUAUGGGCGAGACUGAUUAAUAUCAAGCCUCCUGAGUGUACUAGGAGGAUCUCAUUGUAAGGAUCCAAAAUUG